Molecule: messenger RNA, 8663 nt
Organism: Oenanthe melanoleuca
Lineage: Eukaryota; Metazoa; Chordata; Aves; Passeriformes; Muscicapidae
Exons: 2
Coding region: 1411-2358 (315 amino acids)
Biological process (GO): viral process
Source: RefSeq, a predicted model, not a curated record
CGGUUGGAAGAUCUAGGGCUGUACGAGGAGGCAGGGCCCCUUCCUCCCCAUGACGCCACCCAGUUGUAUCGCAGCAACCAGCUUUAAGGAAGUGACGUGGGCACACCGCGGUUACUUAAGUGGGUGCCCACAGGAAAUAAAUUGCAUUUCACCGUUCACCACAUUGGCGUCACGUGUGUUAUGUCCGGCCAGUUUGUAAGUACCGUCGUGGUCUUGCUCCGAACCAGGUUGCACUUGCCCCAGUAUUUUAAAAGGCAACAAGUGGUGCUGAAACCCGGGAGUGCCCCCCGACACACGGUGCGUGUGCACUCUGGGUGACGGGAGACACGCUGGAGGAGGAGACGAUCGAAGCAGUUGGGCUGACUUCGGCGGGGAGGACAUUCCCAGUACCGCCGGGAUGGACUCAAUCGGCAAGGUAAUUGCAGAAAUCUAUAAACAGUGGGGUAUUGAAUGUAAAUUCAAGGAUUUUGGAUGCGCAAUCAUGCGACUGCUAAAAUUAGGAAUCAUUGAUUGUCCCGUGGAUGUUCUGCAUUCGGGAUGUUGGGAAAAGUGUACAAAUGCUCUCUCCAAAGACGUCAUCGCGUCUGGCACUGGUAAAUGUCUUAAAAGUUGGGGGAAGGUAAUUCAGGCACUAGAAAAAGCGUUAACAGAACAGGAAACUUGGAAAGCAGCUCAACAAUGUUUAAAAAUAACUCCAAAGCUGGGUGUGGGAGCCACUACUCAGACCACGUUUAGUGAUUGUUUUGCGAGUUUGGAAUUGUCAUCUAAAACUAACAACCUUCCGCAAUUGCGGUCCCAAUCUCCCACCCCUGUCCCCAAUUCAGCACCUAACCCUAACCCACAGCUAAGCUGCGACAAUUCCCCAGACUCUGAGGGUAGUGUUAGCAAUGCAGGCACAAAACAAGUCUGCAAUAGACCACCACCCUAUGUGCCACAAUAUGGCGCCAAGACAGAAGUAGAAGGGCCAGGAACCUUUUCCCACCGUGGUCAUGCGUGGUCGUAAAUGCGAGGGGGGAGGUGCGACCCAUGACUGGGAGGAGAAACUGGGACCCAAUCAGAAAGCGCGCCUCCUUUAUAAGGCCGAGAAAUCUCUAGAAGGGAGGCAGAAUAAGGAAAGUAGAGGUUCCACCCACCAAAAAUCCAGAGGGCGGAGCCCAACUAAAAGGUGCAGUCGACAGGAAGUCUCUGACCAUUCCUCUUCCUCCCAGUCGGAGGAAGAGUUUGAGCGGGCCCGAGAGCCGCUUUGGGUCAAGUGGUAGGGUGAGCUUAAAAGCAAAGGACAAUGCCCCUCUUGCGCAAAGUCCGAUUCUGACUCGGACUCCGAUUAAGACAUGGAUCCUAUACCAGUGGCCUUCACCAAACCUACAGGCCCACCCACACUCCGUACAAGCAAAAGACUUCUUUAAACCUAUGGCCCUAACAGACUGGAAAAAGGUUCAAACGGGACUUGCUGAGUUACCCGAAGCUGCAGCGCAAAUAUUUCCAGUCAAAAGACUAGACAAUAAUUUACCAGCUUAUUCCCCGGUAAACCCCAAGGACGUACAGGCAGUUGCCAAAGCCAUCGCUGAAAAAGGGAUCAACUCUGCUAUGGUCUCCACUCUUAUUGACGGCCUUUUCGGUAAUGAUGACAUGCUCCCCUUUAAUAUUAAGCAAACAUGCUGCAUGAUUUUUGACGGGGCAGGAAUGAUCGUCUUUAAACAAGAGUGGGAAGACAACUUAGAAAAAAUGCUCGCCAAAGCCAGCGGAGACCAGCACCCACAGCGCAACUCCAGUCUAAUGCGACUGAUGGGCCGAGGCCCACAAAUGGUCAGUCCCCAAGCACAGGCACAGGGUUUGCGAGCCUCUGAAAUCGCCGCUACAACCCGUGCCACGAGAGAAGCCAUCCGCACUGCUUGCAGAGUGGUUGCCCAGCCGUCUCCAUGGACCACCAUCAGGCAGACUGAAAGCGAACGCUUCACUGCAUUUGUCGACCGCCUCCAGGCAGCCGUAGAUGCCUCAGACCUGCCACCGGAAGCAAAAGGACCAGUACUCGAGGGGUGCCUGCGACAACAAUGUAAUCAAUCGACCAAAGAACUACUACGGUCAGUGCUACCUGGUGCCAGUCUCGUGACAAUGAUUAAACAUGUUGUCAAAGAAGAAAAUUUAGCUCCGGUCCAAGCCGUGGUUGGCGCUGCAGUAGCUCCACUUCCAGCCGCAGUCAGUGCCACAGUGGCUGAGGUAAUGGCCAUUCAAAACCGCUAUAACCACAGCCAGCCUCUGCCUACAGAUCUCCCUCCGCCAAGACCAAGAGUACCUUGCUGGAUCUGUGGAAGGGAAGGACACAUCGCUCGACACUCUGCCCAUGGUUUACCACCGUGAGUCAUCCGCCAAGCACUAGGCUUUACUUCUGUGCCUUAGCAUCCUGCUAUCCUCAGCCCACCUCAGUGUUAGUCAAGCAAGAACAAAUGACCACCCUUACCAGCCCUACGUUUGGACAUUCUGAAACUUUCUUACCGGCGCGCUCAUAGGACAGUCCAAAACCAACACUCCUACCUGGACUGUGCGCUUGGCAGACAUUUUCACCAGUGACCAAUCCAGCAAGUAUGGAUGGUACAUUGAGGUAGGGACAUAUUGGUGCCCCAGCAGUAAUCCGGGAAAAAGCUACUGCACUUACCCGGGCUACUGGUUUUGUGGGUACUGGGGUUGUGAAACCAUCGUGACCGGUAACCGGUGGAAACCCCUCAGAAAAGAUGAAUUUUUAGAAGUAACAGGCUGGCCUAGCGGCUGUAUAUCAAAAAGCAAGCACCCCGGAAACUGUACCCACCUUACAGUCGCUGUUUUACAACCCCAAGAUCCAAGUUGGGCCCUGGGAAAAAUGUGGUCAGUGUACAUACGUCGUGAUGCUUCCAUCCUAAAUCAUCCCCGUGACCGUGGCACUGUAAUAGAAAUUAUUAGAUAUCACUCACCCAAGCAAUACAUAGCAGUUGGGCCUAACGAACUUGUAGCUCCCAAAGAAAAAGAGGAGCCACUUACCACAACCGCUGUGCCUAACUCCGUACAAGUUACCCCUAAACCCAUAAACAAUUUAAUGCCCUUUAGGGCAGCACCUGAAACUCCUCCACAUAGUUUGUUUACUAAAAUGUUAUAUGCUGCCUUUAUGUCCCUUAACGCCUCACACCCCAACCUCACCAGGUCUUGUUGGCUCUGUUAUGACUCCAAACCACCUUUUAAUGAAGGAAUAGGCCUCCCCAUAAUGUUUAGUUAUUCCAAAGAAUCUAGCCCCAAACAAUGUAAAUGGGACACUCCCCGUAAAGGAAUUACCCUAAAAGUGGUUUCAGGCCAAGGGAUCUGCAUAGGUAGCCAACCCCUGGCAACACAAAAUAAGCAGCUCUGUAACAUCUCGGUCCCCCUUGACAAACAACACCUUUGGGCCAUCCCUGCACCUAGAAGUAUAUGGGCUUGUCAUACCACUGGUAUCACCCCUUGUGUUUCCAUCAAGCAUUUUGAUGAGUCUAACGAUUUUUGCAUUCAAGUCGUUGUUAUUCCUAGAAUCCUGUACCACACCGACAACGAGGUGAUUCUUCACUUUGAAGCAGGGCUCCAUUUACAAAAGUGAGAAUUGGUGACCACUGCCAGCCUAGCAGUCCUCUUAAGUUUGGGAGGAACGGGCGCUGCUACUAGCAUUUCCGCACUAGUAACACAAAAGCAAAACCUGCUACAGCUGCAGCAAGCGAUAGAUGAAGACCUCCUUGAAAUUCAUAAAAACAUUCUAAGAUUAGAAGAAUCCCUGUUCUCCCUGUUGGAGAUGGUCAUGCAAAAUCAGCGAGGUUUAGAGCUUUUGCUGAUGCAACAAGGAGGACUGUGCGCUGCUUUAAAUGAAGAGUGUUGCACCUAUGUAAAACACUCUGGCCCCAUUCGAAAGUCUAUGGCCGAGCUUAAAGAUAGGCUCCGGCGUCGCAGCCAAAAAUUCCAACAACAUAAUUGGUUCAAUUCUCUUUUUAGCCAAAACCCCUGGAUUACUAUUAUAGUUUCCACCCUAAUAGGACCAGUUAUAACCAUAGUGCUUGCACUUGUGUUUGGACCCUGCUUGCUUAACAAAAUAACCCAGUUUAUUAAAGCUCGUUUAAGUUGAACUGAUUUAUGCUUUUGCAACAAUGACAGUUAGUUUAAAAUAACAGUUAAAAAAGUUUGCAUUUGUUUACUAGCAUGUUUAAAAAUUUAUACUAACACCGCAUUUAUGCAAGUUACAACUUUAACCGUUCAUGGGGAGGGGGGAAAUGUAGUUAGCCAAAGCCGGUUGGAAGAUCUAGGGCUGUACGAGGAGGCAGGGCCCCUUCCUCCCCAUGACGCCACCCAGUUGUAUCGCAGCAACCAGCUUUAAGGAAGUGACGUGGGCACACUGCGGUUACUUAAGUGGGUGCCCACAGGAAAUAAAUUGCAUUUCACCGUUCACCACAUUGGCGUCACGUGUGUUAUGUCCGGCCAGUUUGUAAGUACCGUCGUGGUCUUGCUCCGAACCAGGUUGCACUUGCCCCAGUAAAAAGGCAACACUACCCUCAAAGACAAGAUGUUCUUCAUAGUCCGAUAUUGACUCAAACUCAGAAUGCAGCGUUGGCAACAUUUCUUGCACUGCCACAACUUGGAACUCCACAACUCCCUUACACGAAAAUUAUGCAGGAACCAGAAGAACCUUUCAUAAAAUUUGUAGACCGCCUUUGAGACACCAUAGAGAACACCCCAAACGUGUCUUCUGAAUUGAAACCAACGCUGACAAAAGAAUUGGCAACGCAAAAUGCCAAUGAAGCAUGUAAGCGAUUGAUAGCCACUCUUCAACCUAGUGCCUCUAUUGCUCAGAUGGUCGAAGCAUGCAAAUGGACUCCAUUGUUAUGGCAAGCUGAAAAGGCAAAAAUUCAUGCUUCUGCUAUGGCUGUUGCCCUCAAACAAGUUCCAACUCAAGGAAAGGGUAACCAAGAAAUGAAAGUGGCCUGUUAUUCCCGUGAGCAGGUAGGUCAUUUGAAAAAGAAUUGUCCCCAAAGAAAGAAGCAGAAUCAACCAGCAGAAAGCCAAGUUCCAAAUGCUUUUCCCAGAGAAUGCAUGCAUUGCAAUAAAUGGGGACAUAGAGCAAAUAAAUGUCGUUCAAGAUUUAAGAAAGAUGGAACCCUCCUGUUGGGAAACUUGGUAUCCCGCAGGCCAAUGGACGCGGGGAAAAAAUAUCCUCGGGCUCUGGCUGUCUUCAUGAGCUUGCCGCUGCAACCAGAAGAAAUACAGUAGUCAAUUUGGCCGUGGCAGCAACCGCAGUCAUAUCUAAUGACAAAGUCCAUGUCAUGCCAUCCACAUGUUCUGGACCCCUUGAGAAUGGUCUCUCAGCACUAUUAAUAGACAGAUCACCUGCAUCCAAACAAGGCAUAUUUGUGCUUCCUGGUUGUAUUGAUGCUGAUUAUCAAGGUCCUAUAGGGAUUAUGAUUAAAAUAUUUUCUCCUCCUGUGACUGUACCAGUAGAUCUACAAUAGCACAACUUAUUCCUUUCCACAGCCAGGUUUCAUGCCAUAGUACCAUUGAGAAAAAAGGAGGAUUUGGAUCAACCAGUUCUUUGCAAGUUGCCUUCUGUGAAAAAAUUACUAUGCAAAGACCACAAAGACAAGUGACCUUUAUCAACCUUAUCAACAAAAUUGGUCAUUCAAUUUCUGCUGUAGGUAUGAUGGAUACAGGAUCUGAUGUAACUAUCAUUCCUGCUAGUGCAUGGCCUCCUUCUUGGCCAACGACGAGGGCAUCAUCAGUAAUGGGAAUUAGAGGUGUUAUGGUAACUCAAAUCUCCCAACAAACAGUCAAGGUCCAAGAUGAUGAAGGCAACACUGUUUGGAUCGAGCCUUAUGGAUCAUAGGUUGAGAUGUGCUGAGUCAGUGGGGAAUUUCCCUUUCAUAACAUUUUUGAUAGCGGUCGCUGGUGGCAGCUUUCGCCCAACUAUACAAUUGUCCUGGAAUAACGCAGUAUGGUUCUUGUGAUCACUCGGGUCAAGCAGGGGAUUAUACAAGGGUGAAAAUAAUACUGAUUAGUGCACCUCCAGCAAUUAUCAAUGCCUUUUUCCACCACUCUCCCUUAAAAAUGUUAUCCCACCAAUUGGUUUUAAAUAAUGGGGUCCACUGUUCCACAGGAAGAUGGGUUAGUUUCCUGACGUUGGUAGUUGUAUUUUUAAUAAUAUCACUAUGAUCAUCUAUCCCUACACAACAUUCUGAUGAAUUAAAUUUUCCACACACAGCCUGUUCCUCAGCUAGCAGAUAAUCCAGUGUCAAUCUGUUCUGGUAAAUCAUUGUUCUCAUUUGUCGGGAUUGGGCCGAGAGUAAGUCCAUGACAAAGGUGGACUGGCUGGAAACAAUUUACAAUGGUGCUUGUAACCGAAUCAUCCUAUUCAACAUAUAUAUUGGGGUUCUGUAGCCCCAUGACCCAUUUUGGGGCCAGCUGGCAGGGCCAUAGGUAGCACUAAUUCUUUCUGGUGGCCACUCUUCAUUCCCCCACUUCUGUUCUCCCGCUAUUUGUAUAUCUCUUUUCUUUCUUGUUAACUCAUCAUAAAGGGGUACUCCUAGAUGCUGUCCUUCAACUCAGAGAAGUAGCAAAAAGGAUGUUUUUAUGAUGUCUAGUGUGCAACUACCUGCCCAGUCUUUUGGGAGUGUUACAUAAGCAGUUCUUCUGCAGAGCCAAAAGAGACCUUCUGGGGCCCUCCAAUAUUGUGGUUGCUUCUCCAAAUUAAUACUGUUUUCACUCCAGAAUUUGAAAACCUGGGGAUCACCUAAGAAGAGAUUAGGUUCUCUGGUGAUACAUUCAUAUAAUUUUUCUCUUUCAACAAAUGAGCAGCCCUGUUUCUGUUUCCUGGACCAGUAUAUAUUUGAUGACUUUGGAAUCCGCCAUUGAUGGGUAUCAUUAGACACAUAGUAUCUUUUACAAUGUAGCCCACCUACAUAAAUGAUGUGUUUAGAACCUCUUAUACAUCUACGCUCUUUACCCAUUACUUCUGACUUAAGUUCCAUGUUUCUUCUUCUGGUCUCCCGUCUGGUCCAGGUUCUUCCUUUUCUGUGGAGAUCCAGAAAGGCAUUCCCAAUUAGGGAAAAUGAGAGGCCUCCAGCCCUGUGCCCUCUCCCUGUCUGUCAGCCUUUCGGUCACUCCCACCCUGUUUCCCUGUUGCCCGCCGCUGAGCCUCGCGCACCCGGCCCCGCCGGCACGCAACAGCAGCAGCAACAGCCUCACCAACACCAGCACGUCCAGCAACACAGCCAUGGACACAAACUCACAGGCAAAAUUAAAAAAGUCAUUGCCACAAAAGUUUUGGGAAGUGUCAAAUGGUAAUGUGAAAAAUAGAUAUGGAUUCAUCACCCAAAAUGAUACCAAAGCAGAUGUGGUUGUCCAUCAAACUGCAAUCAAAAAAAAUAACCCCAGAAAAUGUCUCUGCAGUGUAGGAGAUGGAGAAUUUGUGGAAUUUGAUGUAGUACAAGGAGGAAAAGGACCCCAAGCAGCCAGUGUUACAGGGCCUGGUGGAGUUCCAGUGCAAGGAAGCAUUCACACACCAAACUGCAACUACUUUCCACAUCCUAAAAAACGUUGUCCCUCACACAACAACCAAAGAGAUAAAGCCCAAAGCCAACAGCCAUCAAGUCGCAGCAGCAAUCCAAAAGCAAAAAUAGCAUAAAACACCAAUCAGCCGUCCUGCAACAAGAAGCUCAUUCCUCUAUUUGCAAAACCUGCCAAACAGGUAAAUCCCACUCCUUCAAGUGCCUUUCCCCAUUCCCCACUGCCUCCUUACUUCCCUUCCACUUUCCCCUUUUUUCAUCCACAAAAUAAGUCCUUUCAAAAUUUCCCUAAAUCCUAUUACCCUUUCUUCAUGUUCCUUCAAACUCCUACCCCACUUUCCCCUCCAUGGUCUCCCUCCCACAGCCAUGCUUCUCCCUACCUUUACCACCCAGCUGCCAAUCCCUUUUCCCAAAGUUCCUUUUUAAUACAAAGUGGGAGAUGAUAUGGGGGGGAAAGAAAGAAAAAUCUCCCAAGGUAACAACCUUUGUUUUUUACUUCAAAAUUAAUUAUUUCUAUUUACAGUUUCAACAGGUAUUCCACCCCCAUUCUACUUCGUACAAGAUCAAUCACAGCUAACCACACUGCUAACGGCCACCAGAGUGCCAGUCCAUGCUGAAGAAUCCCUUUUCUGACUCAGUUUCCUGACAAGCCAUACCAAGAAAACUUCACCUCUCUUGCUACCAGUUCCAAGAUGCUUCAAAAAUCUGUUCAGACAUUAGAGACUCAAGAAAUAGCUUGCAUUUUGGAAAUUGUUUUAUGAAUGCUUUUAAUUGUUUUUGUCAUUUUGUAUUUUUUACUUACCUCAACCAUUUAAUUUUAAAAUCCUUAAAAGAAACCUUCUUGAUUAAUAAAGAAAAGGGCAGUUGUGGAGACUGAAGUAAUUUCUAAUUAGGAGAAGCAAGCCCCUGUUGUAUUCCCUAGGCCACCCCCGUGCCCUCUCCCUGCCUGUCAGCCUUUCAGUCACUCCCACCCUGUUUCCCUGUCCCCUGGUAAUUGGUCCCUGAUGCUCUCCCUGCCCUGCUCAUCCCAUGUACUAAACCUAAAGCCCCACAAGCCCCUUAGCCUUUGUUCCCUGAACUUUGGACGGUGCACAUGUGUGGCUGAAAUAAAACAUCUCUGUAAAA